AUGGAUGAUGAAUUAAUUUAUCAUUACGGUAAAUACACAGCAUUGUUACAAAAAUUUAUUGCUAUUGUAAACAGUCAAAUAAAAGAAGUUAGAAAUAAAAUGAAUAAACAAGAAGAAGAAUAUAAACAAAAGAAAGUUGAAGUAAAAUUAUAUAAAGAAGAAAUAAUAAAUGCAAAAAAAGGUAAUGAUGUUAUUUUAGUAAACAAAUAUGAAGAGAUGUUAAAAAGUGCAGAAGAAGAAAUGAAAACAGCUAAAAUAAAAAAAACGGAAGAAAUGGAAAAAUUAAAAGUAUUAUUCCCACAGUUAAAAAUUUCUAAAGAAAAAUUAGAGUGGGUUGAAAGUCAAACUAAGGCUAUUGGCAAAAAUGAAGAGUAUAUUCUUGAACAAUGGAAAAUAAGAAAUCAAACUCUUAUUAAUGAAAAGAUAAAUUUUGUUGAAUAUUUACAAAAUGGAAGUAAACUUAUUAAAGAAAUUAAAGAAGCAGAUGAUUUAUUAAAUCAAAUUGAACAUAAAUUUGUUGAAGGAAAAAAAUAA
Entamoeba dispar SAW760 is the source of this 534-nucleotide messenger RNA. RefSeq lists its product as uncharacterized. The transcript has a single exon. NCBI's taxonomy places the organism in Eukaryota, Evosea, Mastigamoebida, Endamoebidae. The coding region runs from base 1 to 534 and encodes 177 amino acids. The record is from RefSeq and is a predicted model, not a curated record.